AUGAAAUUAGAAUCUCAAAAGUCUGAGCUUCUUUGGAGGAAUUUGAGGCUUACCACCAAGGGUGCGGAUGGGGCAUGGAGGACCAUUUUGAGGGGGGUUAGUGGGGUAAUCGAGCCCUCGACGAUGACUGCGCUUAUGGGAACCAGUGGCGCAGGAAAAACGACUCUUAUGAAUGCGCUUGCAGGGAGAAUUUCACCGAACAUGCACCUCAAGGGCGAAAUUCUUCUGAACUCCCAUCCAAGAUCGAAAGAUACAUGGCCUGAAAUUGUCGGAUACGUGGAGCAGGAGUUCCAUGCGUACGAGUAUCAGACGGUUUUCGAGACGCUUUCAUUUGCAUCGAAAAUAAAGAUGAGGGGAGAGGAAAUGGAACAAAAGGUAGUAAACAGGAUAGAGGAAAUAGUAUCACUGCUGGGGCUAAAGAAUGCAAAGAACACGUAUAUAGCAAACUUGUCUGGGGGAGAAAGAAAGCGAGUCUCAAUAGGGGUCGAGCUAUUGGGAAACCCCUCGAUACUGUUUUGCGACGAACCCACCAGCGGACUGGAUUCGUUCAAUGCCCUGAACAUCCUCAGCCUACUCAGAGAUCUAUCGAACAUGGGGAAGACCGUUUUGGUUACUAUUCACCAGCCAUCCUACGAGAUGAUCAACUUCUUUGACAAGUUCAUAUUGAUGUCGAUGGGAAAGGUUAUCUACGACGGAGAUGUUAAGGGCUGUAUUGGGUUCUUUGCACGGUGUGGGCAUCGACUGCCGGAGUUUACAAACCCGGUAGAUUUCUUCCUGAAGACAAUAAGCCUCGACACAAGAACGAAAAGUUCAGAGGAAAAGAGUUUGGAUGUCAUUAAUCACAUAAGUGCCAAGUGGCGCAGGGAAAGGAAGGAAGUUGUUCCAAAGCUUUCCAGUGAAGUCAGGAUGCGGGACAAGACGAUCAAGACAACCCUCAGCUUCUUCCUUCUCUGGAGUAGGAAUCUGAAGAACUACCUUAGGAACUCCGAGUAUUUCAAGAUCAAGGCCUUUCAGAAGAUGUUCUUUAUCACUGUGUUCGGACUUGCCUAUCUACGGAUGGGGUAUUCUGUGGAAAGCAUAUACACUAGACUGGGAGGAAUAACGUUUAUCCUGACAAACAUGCUGUUUGGGGUAUGCAACCCCAUAUUCAACGUGUUUUCGUCUGAAAAGAUGGUGAUACUCCGGGAAAGAAGGUCUGGGAUGUAUUCAGGGUUUAUGGCAUUUAUAGCCAAGUACUUCUCCGAGAUCUUCAUCAACUUCAUGCUUGAGAUCCCGUAUCUGGUGAUAAUAUACUGGACAAUUGGGCUGAACCCGGAUGUAAGAGUCUUUCUUGUGUUCAUGGCCAUCAUUAUUUCCCUGAUUCUGCUGUCCAUAGCGUACUCCCUGGCCAUCAGUACGAUGACAUCUACACAGAACAAUUCCCAGGUGCUGGGAUCGAUGGGGCUGCUUGUUUUUCUAAUUUACAGUGGAUCCUUUAAUAAUCCAAACACCAUAUCCAAGUGGCUUAAGUGGAUAGUAUGGAUCUCGCCGAUGUACUAUGCAACAAAGGCAUCGUUCCAGAACCAGCUGAAUGGCGUUGUGUUUAAAAGCCCUAAUGUCCAGACCACCGGCGAGGAACAGAUCAAGAGUAGAGGACUUGAUGGGAUGGGAGUGUGGCCGUGUGUAUUCGUUUUGCUGGGAAUGACCUUGCUUUGGAUGCUAUCUGGUGCCACGGUGCUCCACUGGACCACAAAGAACAACAUGAAGGUAGAAAUAAAUGAUGAAGAGGUAUAG
Molecule: messenger RNA, 1773 nt
Organism: Encephalitozoon cuniculi GB-M1
Lineage: Eukaryota; Fungi; Microsporidia; Unikaryonidae
Product: ABCG-like transporter
Exons: 1
Coding region: 1-1773 (590 amino acids)
Cellular component (GO): membrane
Molecular function (GO): ATP binding; ABC-type transporter activity; ATP hydrolysis activity
Source: RefSeq, marked provisional